Messenger RNA from Diaporthe citri, 1392 nucleotides. RefSeq lists its product as uncharacterized. The record is from RefSeq and is a predicted model, not a curated record. The transcript has 2 exons. NCBI's taxonomy places the organism in Eukaryota, Fungi, Ascomycota, Sordariomycetes, Diaporthales, Diaporthaceae. Bases 1 to 1392 code for a protein of 463 amino acids.
AUGGAUAGACCAACAGAACUGGCCGGCGGGAGCAGCCUUGAGCCACCUGCAUACCACAGCACAAACGACUGGCGCCCAGUCCUCGAGGAGAAAAUGCAACGCAUGCUGUACAAUUUGGGUAUUUCAAAGGCUUUCGGGAGAGACUCGAACGUCAUGGAGACGGGACAAGCCUACGACGACGGCGUCAUUGGAUCCCAAGACACGAACAACACAGCCCAUAUCGAAAAUUGCGACUAUACGAUGGCAAUGUCUCCUGGCGCCGCCUUCGACGCCUCCUCCGUCGAAGAGGCUCGAAAGCAACGGAUAAAAGCACUCCAACACAGAAUCGAGGAAAUCGACUCCGUUGCCCAAGACGAUAACAAGACCAGCUCUCGGCCGCUGGAGGAAUCAAAAGAAAGGUGCCUAAACGAGCUCGCGCUUCUGUGCGACUACGUCGCACCUCACCGGGCAACGGCCCUGCGGACCAUUGAAACGGUGAAGCCAGUCGAGCAGUUGGCGCAGUCAGCAGAUCCAACCCCGUUGCUGGGCACCACUGGAGAGGCGCACCCCGACAGCGCAGUCUCAGGCAGCCCUCACACUGUCUCCCCCAUAACAGCCGCCAGGGUAAAGGCCGUGCUGAGAGAACGCUCAUCUCGUCAUGAGGGUGUGAAUGGCUGGGGAGCUGGUGACUCUGACGCCUCCACUGCGAGAUCGGCGAGCAAUGCAGCCAUUUGGAGGUGUCGGACCAAGUACGAUGAUGACUCGGCGGAGGAAGAACAACAACAAGAAGAACAACAAAAUUCCACCGGCACGCUCACUGAGCUUGAGGAAUUUUUCAGCACUACUGGACUGGUGACAUCGGAGCGGAGAGACAGUGCACUAGCAGGAUUGGAAGAAACACAUCGAGGCAAAGCCGGGGGAAAAGGCGAAGCAAAGUCACCAGCAGCGGACCGCAGGAGUGCUCCAUCGAGUACGCUUGGCUCUCUUCCUGUCGCCGAGGUGAGACGACGCCGUCCUACCGAGAAGCACGUCCAUAGGAGGAAGAACACACAACGAGAACUUGAGCAUGAAGAGCCCGUGUCAGAGUCUGCGGUACUGGAGCCGGCGCGAUAUACUAGACCCCCGACGGCGAAGGAAAAGGGCAAGUGGGUAGCAGAAUGUGAAUGCGAGCGAUGCCAACGACAGCGACACAAGCGUGUUCACUUCGACGACAGCGCGAUGGACAAGGCCGAGGAGGGGCCAGGACUCAGCCACGAAGGGUUCGUGAAGAGUAUGAGGGAGAACAGGAGAAGGAUGGAGGAGGCACAGGAGAGGGGCGAGGGUGCCAGCUUCUGGGCGACGUCUGGCCCGACUGGGCUGGACGGGCUGGACAUGUUCAGCAACCCGAGGCCGGCGCCCCCCUGUGCCUCAUGA